Molecule: messenger RNA, 381 nt
Organism: Heterostelium album PN500
Lineage: Eukaryota; Evosea; Eumycetozoa; Acytosteliales; Acytosteliaceae
Exons: 4
Coding region: 1-381 (126 amino acids)
Source: RefSeq, a predicted model, not a curated record
AUGAAAUAUUUACUCGCUGAAUCAAUUGAACAGAUUAGGAAUUCAAGAGAGAACACUUCUGCUUUUAGCUCUUGGAUGCAGCGAAAACAAAUGGAGGACAAAAACAGGCCUUAUAAAGCCUUUCAUGAAAGAUCUUUAAAUGAAGUGAUUGCAUUGCAGGUUGAAUCAUUGAGGGCCACUCGUGAAGGUGGGCAAAAUCUAAGUCCAUUUGACUUUGUAUCUCAAGUCGUUGGUUUAACAAAUUCCAUGGCUGUUUCACCUGAGAACAUUGCAUAUUUAACUUGUUGUUGCCGCGGCAACUCUAGCUCAGCAACAAUCUCAAAUCAAUCACUUUUCUUCUGUAUAUUCAAUUCACAAAAAAGUUAUAUCCUCAUUUGUUAA